Messenger RNA from Monoraphidium neglectum, 1512 nucleotides. Its product is annotated as dolichyl-diphosphooligosaccharide--protein glycosyltransferase. Gene Ontology annotation, molecular function: oligosaccharyl transferase activity. The coding region runs from base 1 to 1512 and encodes 503 amino acids. Gene Ontology annotation, cellular component: membrane. The record is from RefSeq and is a predicted model, not a curated record. NCBI's taxonomy places the organism in Eukaryota, Viridiplantae, Chlorophyta, Chlorophyceae, Sphaeropleales, Selenastraceae. The transcript has 11 exons.
AUGUCGGAGCACUUUGGCGCCUUCCUCACCGUCAUCGUGCUGCACGCCGCGCUGCUCAUCGGCUACGUCCGCCGCAUGCUGCCGGCCAAGCAGUUCGAGGCCGCGGUCAAGCUGGCCGUGACGGCCGCGGCGGCGGGCGCGGCGCUGCUGGUGACGGCGGUGGUGGGAUACGUGGUGCAGUCCCCCACCUUCGGAUGGACUGGCCGCAGCCUCACCCUCCUGGACCCCACCUAUGCUUCGCGCUUCGUGCCCAUCAUCGCGUCCGUCUCGGAGCACCAGCCCCCCAGCUGGCCGUCAUACAUCACGGAUCUGCACGUUGCCGCGCUGCUCGCGCCGGCAGGCAUCAUCGGCUGCUUCAAGAACCUCACAAACGGCGCCCUGUUCCUGGUGCUGUACGGCGUCACCGCUGUGUACUUCAGCGGCGUCAUGGUCCGCCUGAUGCUCGUCCUCGCGCCCGCCACCUGCUGCCUCGCCGGCGUCGCAGUCUCGGACAUCCUCAACACCCUCUGCUGCUCCUUGAAGGCCCACGGCCCCACGCUCACGCUGCCCGGCGUGCCCGCCGCCGCCGCGGAGCCGGGCGCGUCGGAUGCGGGCGCGGGGACGCCGUACAAGGGCGGCAAGCCCGCCGCGCGGCGCGGCGGGAAGGGCGUGUCGGACGCGGGGGACGGCGCGGGCCUCAGCAAGGGGCCGUUUGUGAGCAAGGAGUGGAACCCCCUGCCGAAGGCGGUCGCGUUUGGCGGGUUUGCCGGGAUCGUGGUGCUCCUGGUCAUGUACACCAUCCACUGCAUAGGUGUGAGCGCGGACAUGUACUCUGCUCCCAGCAUCGUUCUGCAGUCCCACAACAGGGACGGCUCCUUCUACGUGUUUGACGACUUCAGGGAGGUGUACGCGUGGCUGCGCCACAACACCCACGAGGACGCCAAGAUUGCCAGCUGGUGGGACUACGGCUACCAGACCACCGCCAUGGCCAACCGCACGAUUAUCGUCGACAACAACACCUGGAACACCUCACACAUCGCCACUGUGGGCAGGGCCAUGGCCAGCCCUGAGGCCAAGGCCUGGAGGAUUUACAGGUCCCUGGAUGUCGAGUAUGUGUUUGUCGUGUUUGGUGGCCUCAUCGGCUACUCAUCAGACGACAUCAACAAAUUCCUCUGGAUGGUGCGUAUCGGCGGCGGCGUCUACCCCGAGAUUAAGGAGAAGGACUACCUCAGCGCAAACGGUGAAUACCGCAUUGAUGCUGAGGGCAACCCCAUCAUGCUCAAGUCCCUGAUGUACAAGCUCUCCUAUUACGACUUCCCCGAGGCGUCCGAGCGCCAGUUCGGCCAGCGCGGCAUGGACCGCGUGCGCGGCACGCUGAUCGGCAACUUUGACGUCAGCCUCAAGUACUUCGAGGAGGUGUUCUCCAGCCAGCACUGGAUGAUGCGGAUCUACAGGGUGCGCGACAAGCCGCUGCGCGACGUCGCGAAGCCCAAGAGCGGCAGGACGCGCGCCCCCGUGGCUGCGGCCGCGUGA